Frieseomelitta varia is the source of this 1672-nucleotide messenger RNA. RefSeq names its product semaphorin-1A-like. Gene Ontology annotation, molecular function: chemorepellent activity; semaphorin receptor binding. The coding region runs from base 1198 to 1635 and encodes 145 amino acids. Gene Ontology annotation, biological process: negative chemotaxis; negative regulation of axon extension involved in axon guidance; positive regulation of cell migration. The transcript is spliced from 6 exons. Lineage: Eukaryota; Metazoa; Arthropoda; Insecta; Hymenoptera; Apidae. The record is from RefSeq and is a predicted model, not a curated record.
GCCGCCGUAGUGUCCAUUAGAGCGUCUACGCGCCGCAUACAUGCACGUAGGCGUCCAAUUCACUGCCGUAUAAUUUCACGAAAAAGAGAACGUAUCUAGAUUAAAAGCAUCAAAAUUUCACAUCUCGUAUCGCGGAGAAUCUCCUUCUCUGUCUAAACGAUUCUACAAACUUUGCUUACGGUAAUUAUAGCUGUGCAACAUUGAAAGCACACAUUGAUAAGUAUACGUAUUACUGCUCGUGUACAUGCGAAUGUCUCUACGACUACAAUCAGAAAAAACGAUUAUCCUCUUAAAAACAAAUAAGUAACGCAUAAAGUUUGUCACGCAGUUAAUUGUUUUCAAAUGAAUCGAUCGUUACCGCGCUACAUUUCGCGCGUUGUUAGUGUUCAUGAAAACCAACGGCAAAAAAAAAUUCGCAGUUCGUGAACGUGUGCAUAUUCGUGCAUUCGUGACAAGUGUCUGGAGGGUCUUUGACAUGUACAGAUUAUUGCGUGCAGCGUAGGUAUCGAAGAAUUGUUGAAGGCCGAAGAAGGGACCAAAGAAUGGACGGAAAGGACGACAGUCAGCACCAUCAGCAGCAGCAGCAGCAGCAGCAUUAAUAGAGGAGUGGGGAGUAUGGUUGACUGGUAGAGAGAAAUGGUGGGGGCCGUGGGAGAAGAAGUGGGGUACAGCGGGAAAUACAGUCGGCAGUGGCGGCAGUUGCGUCUCGAGCAGCGCGCGUGGUGUUUCGUUCCGUCCUAUGCGUGUUACCCUCUCGCGAUAGCUACCGAAGCUUUUACGUGAGCCGACCGAAAUUCGUUUUUUUCUUUUCGUUUUGUGACGCGACUUGCGGCAUCGUAAGCUGCAAUUACGUGGGACGUCCUAUCGAACGGGACAGUGAAACUUCGGUGGUGGUUUUUUUUCAGUGUUAUUUUUCUGUGUUUAACAUUCGUUUUGUAACGGAAAAACCAGUUCCCCCCCCCCCCCCCCCCUCUCCCGCGAAGGUUUUACCACGAAGAUUCUUUUGCUAAAAAAAACACCCAAAUUGGAAUUCUUUUUCGUGAGAUUCAUCGGCGCCGAGGGCUGUUGACACUGGCAGAAUACGCUUCGCACCGAUCCAGACAAUAUCUCUGGAAUGACGAUCGGAGCGGCGAUGACGAGGAUUGAAAGUUACCGCUGAUUCGUAGGAUACACCCUGCAGGGCCACUCGCUACCAAAAUGAGCACAUCCCUGCGAAUUUUGGCGCUGAUCAGUUUAGCUGCGCAGAACGUGGCUUGGCCGCAAGAUCCUGUUCCUAGGCUCUACGUCAAACAUCGCGAGGUGAUUGGCCAAAGGUUCCUGGGAAACGAGAGCCACGUGGAGCACUUCAAGCUCCUGGAGCGCGCGACCACUUCCAUCCUGAUUGGCGCCAGGAACGCCAUCUACAACAUAAGUCUGCACGACCUGACGGAGAUCGUCGACCAGAGGUUGCAGUGGACCAGCAGCGGGGCGCAUCGCGAACUUUGUUAUCUGAAAGGACGUAGCGAGGACCAGUGUCAAAAUUAUGUACGAGUAUUCGGCAGACAAGGGCCUGAUCGAUUUCUUGUUUGUGGAACGAACGCGUACAAGCCGCUCUGCAGGCAGUUCACCAUCAAGGUAAGAGCAAAUUCUAAAUAGCAGCUAAAACACGUCGAACUGACUUCUGAUUGACUUC